UGAUGGGGACUCUAAGCUGGAUAGUGCUUUCGGCUUGCCUGCACUUAGCGGCCUUUUCUGAUCCUGGCUGCGUAAUCGACCUAUCCUGCCGGGAAUGUAUCCCAGACAACAUGCCUCACGUAUCCUCACACCGCGCCGUUACCGGCGCCGUACGCCUGUCGUCCGGCGAGCAAGUCAGCCUCGUCUGCCGCGGCAGCAAGUUCCUGACCUGGCCGCUGCAGCAUACGGUGCUGGCUGUGUGUGAGGGAGGCAGAUACAGAGUGCAGAUUGAUAAUACGUUGCGGCAUUUGUUGGAGUUGGGCUGCCAGGAGAAUAUCUUUGAGGACGUGCUUCAUCAUGUGGAUCACUGCGCGCCGCCGUAUCAGGGCCGCGCCUACCAAUCUCCAGGCGCUCGCGGCGCGCGCCAUCUAGCAGCGCUGUGCUACGACUCCGACCGAGCCAUACCACUAGCGGCGCGUGCCGCCGCCACCGGCCCUGCGCUACCACCUCAUAGGGAACAGGACGCGCCGCGCAGUCUCCUAGGCAACUUCAACCAGAUGUUCGACACCCGCACCCGCACCGACACCGACCAACUCUACUCCGACGAGAAACGCCUCAACAAGCGCGUCAGAGAAAUCCUCAGACAUGACCCCAUAUCGCUCUCUGAUCAGGAACUUACCUCGGCUACCCUACUAUCCCCACAUUACUUCGAUGAUCAAGAUACGCGCGUAGCGGACUUCCCUUCGAAUCGUAUAGCAGCCUGGCGAGGUAUCGCGCAUGGAAACUUAAGGCAUUUACAUAAGGAUGUUUCUGAAGUUCUACGUCACGCUAGAGCCAAUAGUUCUCAGCUUGACGUUUGGACAGGAACGCACGAUAUCAUGUCGUUCCGUGCCGAUUCUAAACGAGUCGAAUUAUUUUUGAAGCCUGGACGCUUUCCUGUUCCUAAGUAUUUGUGGACAUUAGUCCAUGAUCCUAGUCAGAACAAGGCUAUAGCUGUUGUAGUUUUGAACGAUCCUUUUGUAGCUGUGAGCGAGAUUCGUUCUUCAGUGUUUUGUGAAAGUAUGUGCGCGCGAGCGUCCUGGUUAAAAUCGCUUCUACGUAACCGGAAUUAUGAGAGUCCCGUGUAUGGAUUGGUAUUCUGUUGUAAUGUACACGACUUUAGUAAUGUGGUCACUGAGAUGCCCAAGGCGGUAGUAGCGAACGUUCCUAAAGGAAUUGAUGGCUUGUUGACAGAUUAUCCUAAUGUUUAAGUAAUAUACAAAUAUAGGUAAUAAACUGCAUUUCAAUAUAUACUCUCUGACCGAAAAAUAAUUAUGACCAGACUUCAGAAAGGCCUUAUUAUAGUAGGUAGUUAAAUAACCAAAAUCUUUACGUUUGUAUAUAUUUGGAUAAAUAGGUAGGUUUGAUUGGCAAUUUGUC
Molecule: messenger RNA, 1398 nt
Organism: Cydia amplana
Lineage: Eukaryota; Metazoa; Arthropoda; Insecta; Lepidoptera; Tortricidae
Exons: 4
Coding region: 3-1229 (408 amino acids)
Source: RefSeq, a predicted model, not a curated record